Molecule: messenger RNA, 861 nt
Organism: Clonostachys rhizophaga
Lineage: Eukaryota; Fungi; Ascomycota; Sordariomycetes; Hypocreales; Bionectriaceae
Source: the annotation of a GenBank genome assembly
AUGCUGUACCUCGUCGGGCUCGGUCUCUCCGAUGAGACGGACAUCACCGUCAAGGGCCUUGAGGUUGUCAAGAAGGCUUCCAGAGUCUACCUUGAGGCCUACACCAGUAUCCUCCUGGUCGACCAGGCUGUUCUGGAGAGCUACUAUGGAAGGUCAAUUGUAGUUGCCGAUCGUGAGAUGGUCGAGUCUAAUAGUGACGAAAUCCUUCGCAACGCCGAGAACGAAGAUGUAGCUUUCCUUGUCGUCGGAGAUCCCUUCGGCGCAACAACCCAUACGGAUAUUGUUCUCCGAGCCAAAGAGUUGAAUAUUCCUGUCAAGACCGUCCCGAAUGCCUCGAUCAUGUCAGCAAUUGGGGCAUGUGGCCUCCAACUUUACAAUUUCGGACAGACUGUGUCCAUGGUGUUUUUCACAGACUCGUGGAAACCCUCAUCCUUCUACGACAGAAUCAAGGAGAACCGGUCGAUCGGUCUGCAUACUCUGGUACUUGUCGAUAUCAAAGUCAAGGAGCAAAGUUUAGAAAACAUGGCAAGGGGAAGGUUGAUAUACGAACCACCCAGAUACAUGACUGUGGGGCAAUGUGCGCAACAAAUGCUUGAGAUCGAGGACGAGCGAAAGGAAGGUGUCUACUCUCGCGACAGUCUCGCGAUAGGUGCUGCUCGUGUGGGUGGCAAGACAGAGAAGUUUGUUUCAGGCACACUGGAGGAACUUUGCUCUGCCGACGAAGAGCUGGGACCUCCUCUACACAGCCUUGUUCUUCUAGGCAAGAGGGCCCAUGAAUUGGAGCACGACUACGUGAGACAGUUCGCGGUGGACAAGGACAAGUGGGACACACUGUUCAAGGCUAACUAUGGCCAACAUUAA